AUAUAAUAUGAAUAGCAUAAAUGUAUGCUUCCUUCUUUUUCCUCGUUGUGCACAAUGGCUGAAUCUCUUAGACACUAUGGAAACCUGAAGGGUCACGCCGGAUGGGUGACCAAGAUCGCUUCCUCCCCCGUGUACCCCGAUCUGUUGGUCUCCGCUUCGCGUGAUAAGACCAUUAUCGUCUGGCUCCUGACCCCCCAGGACCAGGAGAAGCAGGGUGUAGCCAAGCGCCGUCUACACGGUCACGGACACUUCGUUUCCGAUGUUGUGAUCUCAUCCGAUGGACAGUUCGCCCUAUCUGGUUCAUGGGACAAGACUCUGCGUCUUUGGGACCUUGCCACCGGUAAGACCACCCGUCGUUUCAUUGGACACACCGGAGCCGUUCUAUCUGUUGCCUUCUCUGCCGACAACCGUCAGAUCGUAUCUGGAUCCAGAGAUAAGACCAUUAAGCUGUGGAACACUCUUGGAGAGUGCAAGUUCACCAUUUCCGAGGAUGGCCACACCCACUGGGCAUCAUGCGUCGCCUUCUCCCCCAACACCACCAGCCCCAUCAUCGUGUCAUGCGGUUGGGAUAAGCUAGUUAAGGUUUGGAACUUGAGCAACUGCAAACUCCGCACCAACCACAUCGGACACACCGGAUACCUUAACACCGUUGCCGUGUCACCCGAUGGUUCGCUAUGCGCGUCUGGAGGCAAGGACGGACAGGCCAUGCUUUGGGACUUGAACGAUGACGGCAAGCACCUAUACACUCUGGAUGCUGGAGGCAUUAUAUACUCUCUAGCUUUCUCCCCCAACCGAUACUGGUUGUGCGCGGCGGCCGGAUCCAUCAUCAAGAUCUGGGAUCUAGAAUCCAAGAAUGUUGUUGAUGAGCUUGUCAUCGACACCAGCAAGCAGGGUACUGGAGUCAUCGAGUGCAUCUCUCUUGCCUGGUCGGCUGAUGGAGAGACCCUAUACGCCGGUUACACUGAUUCCGUGAUCCGUGUAUGGCAGGUCAGCCACAAUUAAAUUUAGUGCAUGUACAACAAAUGCUGCAUGGAAUAUAAAUUGUGAAUCGAAUCCCCUUGUUUUGAUAUUUUUAUUGGAGCGCAGUGAGGUAGUUGGGUUCAUGUUUUUGCACGUAUUUUAUCAUUGUUCAGCUUUUGCACGUGUUUUGUGGAUAGUAUUGUAUGCCGGCUCAGAGCAUUGGUCGUGUGUAAUCAAUCACACGUCCAUUGUAUAUUAAAUACAGCUGUGGCUAAAGUGAACGUCUGGGGGAGGUUGGUUGAUGAUACACUCUCUUAUUGUCUGUAUGCAUUUUCGCCUGCCUCAACAUAAAUUACCGGUUAGUAUGCUAUUAAGAUUCUUUUUUUAAUAAAUGUACUUAUUCUUGGA
Sphaeroforma arctica JP610 is the source of this 1368-nucleotide messenger RNA. RefSeq names its product guanine nucleotide-binding protein subunit beta-2-like 1. The record is from RefSeq and is a predicted model, not a curated record. NCBI's taxonomy places the organism in Eukaryota, Ichthyosporea, Ichthyophonida. The transcript is spliced from 4 exons. Gene Ontology annotation, molecular function: translation regulator activity; protein kinase C binding; ribosome binding. Gene Ontology annotation, cellular component: cytosol; nucleus. The coding region runs from base 25 to 1002 and encodes 325 amino acids. Gene Ontology annotation, biological process: rescue of stalled cytosolic ribosome; positive regulation of protein phosphorylation.